AUACUACAAUAGAGCAUCACUGCCUCUCCAAACACAACUGAGAAUCCAUCAACAUCACCAUUAGAUCUCUAUUCAGACACCUUUAGGCAGAACUUCUAUACUUUUCCAAUAGGAGAGUGCAUUGAGAGAGCAUGGAACAUUCCAUUUGUAUCCCAACAUCUCAAAGAGCACGAGUGGCUUCCAAAUCCAAAUGGAGCAUCUCGCACAUAUGUGCCAUUGGUACUAUGAUGCUCUCCGUGGCUUUGCUUACAUUCUGCCUUUUUCACAAGGCUAAUCAUCCAACUGGGUGUAGCUCCAAAGCAAAAUUGGAAUCAAUAACUUGGAAAUGGGAACCCAAGAUGUGCAGCCAAGACUGGCUCAAGACAAACAACUCGACAGUGGAGAUAAUCAGAACAGGCUUUUACAUGAUCCACAUCCAAGUAUGCUACUCUGGGUAUUCACGAUAUCACCAGGCGAAAAGGUCUCAGAUUGAGCUGCAAGUGCUAUGUGAUGGUUCUUCACAGAAAAAUAUCAAAAAGAAAGAAAUCUACUUUUCCAAUGACACAUCUCAUGAUGAAAAAAAAACUGUCACCUUAGAUGUAUCUGCUCUGCUAAUGAAAGGAAACAAAAUCCAUCUUAAUAUACAAGAAAAAACAAAGGCCAUUAUAAUAGACGAAAGUUUAACUUUCUGGGAAAUUAAUGCAAUUGUUGGUCUUGAGUUCUGGCCUUCUGGACAUUGUACAGCUCAAAAAUAAGCAGAAGCCGUGCAAAAAUAUAUUUAAUGUAAAAUGAACCUUCAGGGAUAUUGUGCUCAGCAAGAAAUAUAACAUGCUUAAUGUUGGUUUGAGGUUUUUAAUAUUUAAAUAUAUUAAGUAAAAUAUAUUAAGUUAAUGACAGAGAUUAUAACUUAAUGUUAUAAUUGAAGAUGCCCCUAGGAGAUUCCAUCUUCUUGCCUAAGCUUAGGGACCAACUCACAAUAUACUGUAUAUAUAUAAUAUAUAUUAUAUGAGUUAGGCUUAUUGGUUAUUAAUUCAGAUUUACAUUACAUGGCAGCUCAGAAACCAGCACAUUUAAUAAUUGGCACUCUCAUUUUCUACUUGAUGAUUUCUGAAGCCACCUUACAGAUGCCCAGAGCAUAAUUAGCAUGUGCAGUGUCAGUGACACUCCAAAAGAUGGCCUAAUAGGACCCAAGAUGGCAAGCCUGAAUCAUUGCUACUAUUAUAGUAUCUGCUGGUACAGUGAGUUCAGUAUAUAUAAUACACAUACAAUUUCAACUUUUAGCAUAGUAACUUUUUGACAUUGGUUCUACUUUUCUACUUUUUUAUUUGUAAGGAUAAGCAUAAUAACAAUUUGAUUCUGCUUUUGUUUGGGUUCAUCUUUUUAAAAUGAGUUUCUUAUAAAAAAAAACAUUUGUAACUUUCUGUGAAAAUACUGUGAAACUAAUAUUGAUUUCCUUAAUUUGAAUGCUUUGGGGACAGAAAGCACUGCAUUGUACUGUAUAGAAAGUAAAAUCUUGAAUAAAUACAAUAUAAUGCA
Molecule: messenger RNA, 1515 nt
Organism: Xenopus laevis (African clawed frog)
Lineage: Eukaryota; Metazoa; Chordata; Amphibia; Anura; Pipidae
Exons: 3
Coding region: 132-734 (200 amino acids)
Source: RefSeq, a predicted model, not a curated record